CGUUCAACCUCCCUUGCCACUGGCUCCCCGCGUCAAAUGGCUGCUGCCUUUGCCAGCUCGUCCUCCUCUUCUUCCCUUCCAACGGGACCCGUUGACCUUACCGUUCUGCAAAGUGCGAGCCGUGUUUUACAUGAACAAUUCGCCACGGAUGUUCAAAUUAUUCCUGACCUCAGCGAGACACUAAGUGCCCAGGCUGGGCCAGCAGUAUAUAGCACCUUCGACGAUGAUUUUCGUCUUCCUUUUCAAAAGAGAAAACUUGUGGGAAUUCCUGAUGCGUUGUUCCAACAUUAUAGCAGUAAUUUGCUGCUAUGGGAUUACGUAGAGGGUAAUGAGAUAAGUUCAUUUGAGGACCAACCCUACGUGAUCUCCCAUGUCGCACUUGUCAAACCCAAAAAGGGAUUGUUCAUCGACGAAAUAUCCUACUUGUUGGUGAUAUGCACACCAAUGACUGUCGUUCUAAUUGGGGUUGCUCUGUCACCGGGAGCGAAACGGAAAACACUCCAGUUGUAUGCCACUGACUUGACCGUGAAUACCGACACCCAAAUGUCAUCAGUCAUAGGCAUUCCCGACGGACGAAUAUUUAUGGCUGGGUCUCACGAUGGGAGCCUUUACGAGCUUCAUUAUCAAGCCACAGAAUCGUGGUUUGGAAAACGCGUCCAACUAAUAAAUCACUCCGUUGGUGGAAUGCAAAGUCUUAUUCCCCGUUUUGUGUCGUCAAAUGUAGAAGAUCGUAUCGUUUCCCUCGUCUCUGAUGACGCCAGACGCUGUUUCUACACUCUUACAGAGAGAAACGCAAUAGCUGUGUACAAGCCGACCUCCGACAAAUCUGUGGAACAUGUUCAGACGCUAUCAGGUCUGUAUAAAUCUAUUCAAGAUAAGGUUCCUGGUCCUUCCGUCACACCUCAGAACUUCCGAAUCAUUUCCAUUCAUCCUGUCGAUGUUUCGGAAUCGCGUUCGGGUAUUAAAUUGGUUGCAAUAACAUCUACAGGUGUACGACUGUAUUUCGCACCAGCAAUUGCUUAUUCGUCCUCGUAUGGGGGUUAUUCAUCCAGUAGCGGAGUUCGCCCCCUCCAGCUCUUCCAAGUGCGAACACCUCCAACCACUAUAUCACAUCCUGACGAGCAAGAGCCAAAUUUCCGACAACCGAUGGCAGCGUAUGGCACAGCGCCAAUACCUGCUCGGCAACAAGGACGCACGUUUACCUUUACGGGUCUUGACGAAACAGAUGUGGAUGGAAAGGACUUUCUUCUGUGCAUGUCGCCGGACUUGACGCGAAUUGGGAAUCUGGACCAAAUAAUCACGAAUACCCAGUCUGCGCAGCGAUUUAGCGGUGCGGGUGCUCCCAGUGGCAGUAACAGAGUGCCUUUGAUCGAAUAUGCUGCACUGUUGGCUAUUCCAGGGAGGACUUGGGCCAUGGCUCCUGUUCCCCGGAAUUUACCAAAUUGGGAGACAGGUUUGCCCGCGCCGGUGGUUACGAACGAAUUGGCUUCGCAAUUUGUCGAAAGCCCCCCAGAAAUCAUGAUUCUUACCAAUGUUGGUCUGACGUUCCUCAUGAAGAGACGGGCAUUGGACUACCUUAAGGCUGUUAUCGAGGAGGUGCAGUCAGAGGGUAACGUUCAACCCCUCAUCGAAUUCAGGGAUAGCUUUGGGCGCAAUCAGACGUGUGCUAUGCUCCUUGGUCUCGCAAGCGGCAACUCAUUUUUGGACACCACAGAGAGCGCAUCUCUUGCCGUCUCUCCUCCCGACAUCGCGGCUGUGGCCAAGCAAGCGUUUUAUGACUUUGGAGAGCGUCCUAUAUGGUCGGAACGGAUGGCUUAUGGCAACGAGGCUCAAGGAAAAACUCUUUACAGUGGCCGUAGGGAAGGGUUUGCUCUUUAUUUCGCUCGUCUCGUCAGGCGAAUAUGGAAAUCGAAAUUGACGCAUACGAGUGCUUCUGGUAGUCACGAACCGACUGUACCAGAAACAGUACUAGUCACUGUCCAGAAGAACUUAUACUCAUUGAAAGACCUUUUGGAUAAGAAUCCUCAUCUAUUCCACUCAUCACCAGGUGAUACGGCGGUCCGUCCUCCUGCAGCGGAGCAGCAAGCUUGGAAGGCCGAACAAAGCUCCGUAGUUGAACUUUUGUCAUUAUUGACGCGGACUAUUGAAGCCCUCUCGUUCAUACUUCUAUUGACCGACUAUCGUAUCGGUGAUCUCAUUACAAAAUGCGAAGCCGAUGUCCAGAACAUGUUCAAAGCGCUAACAUUUGAAGACCUAAUAACCACACGAAACGGAAUGACAGUGUCGAGAGCUUUGGUCAACGUUGUUAUCGAUCAGCAAAUUGGUCAACAACUGAGCGUUGAUACUAUAAGCGAGGUUCUGCAACAAAGAUGCGGCUCCUUCUGCAGUUCCGAUGAUGUCAUGCUGUAUAAGGCGAAAGAAAACAUCCGGAAAGCCGUCGAAACCAAGAAUCCCGCCGAGAAGGACAACUGGCUGUCGGAAUCACUACGGUUAUACAUUAAAGGCGUUCGUAUUUUGGACCUUCAUAAAUUGAGGGAAAUUUGCGGCGAUUUCCAGCAAUUGACAUACGCGAAAGGAGCUGUCGAUCUUCCACUCGUCUGUGCAAACGUCUUUGAUGCGGAGAACAUCGGAUUGGAAUAUUGGGCUGCCGGUAUGCCCGCGAACGACAUGCGCAAGGAAUUCUAUGAACGGCGGCUCCACUGCUAUGAACUUGUCCUGGAUUCCUUGAACGUCUUCGAAGGAAGUUCGCAAACUGCCAACUCGCUUUCCCGCGACGAUCAGGACACAGUAAGAAGCCAUGCAUACGAAUAUGCCUUUGCCAGUCAAGACGAAAUGUUCCACUCGACGCUGUAUGAUUGGCUAAUAGAUCGCGGUUUGGCUGAUGAUCUAUUAGAGAUCAGGCCCACCUUCCUUGAAUCCCAUCUAAGACGGGAGCCAGCGACUGUCAAGAAAUAUCAGCUUCUGUGGCAAUAUUACGUCAAAGACGGCCAACCACUGCGUGCUGCAGAAGUGCUCAGCGCGCUUGCUGAAUCCACCGACUUCGAUCUCCAUCUGACCGACAGACUGGAAUGCUUGACGCUUGCUGCCGGCAAUGCCAAGUCACAUCCCGUUUCUUCGGGAGGACGUCAUGAGACUGCCAUCGCGUUCCUGACGGAUCUUGAGGAGCGACUAGACGUCGCUCAGGUGCAGCUGGAUCUUUACAAUUAUCUAUACCCGCAUAUUACGGAUGCGGAGGAGGUGGGGAAUAGAAUUAAGCAGCUCGAUCAGCGUCUUUUUACGAUAUCUGAGCUAUAUCAAGACUACGCAAUACCAUUCGACCUCGCCGACUUCAAACUGCUUUGUAUACAUGUUUCAGAACACCGCGACGAGGGCAUCGUACGGCCAAUAUGGACACAAAUUUUCGAUGAAAUAAUCCAAGAAGCCGAGGAUGAAAACACUCAAGCUGAUCGGAUUAUGGCCAAAGUUGUUAAGUUGGGACGUCGUUUCUUCCCCUCGGAAAGCGCCUUCCCUCUCCGACUCAUGGCGGACCUUCUCGUGCGAUUCUCCUUGGAACGAAAGGGCGUUCUUCCUUAUGGUUGGGCGCCUCGCGUAUUGGUUCAGUGUGGCGUUCCGUUUGUCGAAAUAUGGGAGAUACUGAACGGGAUGUACGAGUCUCAUAUACCUCCCUUCAAUUCCCAAGCAAACGUCCAAGCGAUAUCCUCUGACAUCGCCGUAUUGCUAGUUGAUUGGCUCGAAGAGGCUCGACGACCAAACUCGUCAAUUGGCCGGGGAGAAGUCCCCGUUGGACGCAUAGACGCCGCUGUUGACCAGUACUUGAAGGAGUUGAAUGUUGACAGGAAAGAUACCAAAAGUACAUAUGAGAACGCCAAGCGUUUGCUCAGACGGAAUUGGUGAAGAUCCGUUAUUUAGUGAUAA
Messenger RNA from Desarmillaria tabescens, 3915 nucleotides. Its product is annotated as nucleoporin. Gene Ontology annotation, cellular component: nuclear pore; nuclear pore inner ring. Gene Ontology annotation, biological process: RNA export from nucleus; protein localization to nuclear inner membrane; transcription-dependent tethering of RNA polymerase II gene DNA at nuclear periphery. Bases 37 to 3894 code for a protein of 1285 amino acids. Gene Ontology annotation, molecular function: structural constituent of nuclear pore. The record is from RefSeq and is a predicted model, not a curated record. Lineage: Eukaryota; Fungi; Basidiomycota; Agaricomycetes; Agaricales; Physalacriaceae. The transcript has 22 exons.